CACUUUAUUAAAUUGUUAAAUCUCUUCGUGAGUUUAACAGUUGCACUUUUACUGCUCUCAUGUUUAUUAUUUUGAGGCCAUACACUAGAAUUACUAGUAGGUCACGAGCGUCGGAUAUCAUAGCUAUAUCAUGACGGGCACGCAUCUACUAUUCAUAAGCUUAGCAUUAAGCUUAGGGGCAGCUGUAGAGGUUCAAAGGCCACGCGGAGUACCAAUUACAAAACGACAGUUCUAUGACGAAAACCUUCCAUUCACGUGCCUUGAUGGUUCUCGCACCAUUCCAUUUGAUCGCGUGAACGACGAUUACUGCGACUGCAAAGACGGCUCAGAUGAACCAGGAACCUCUGCGUGUCCCAAUGGUAACUUCCACUGUACUAAUGCUGGCUUCAGACCCACCUUCAUUCCGUCAUCGCGCAUUAAUGACGGCAUCUGUGACUGUUGUGACACCACUGAUGAGUACAACAGCGGGGCCAAAUGUGAAAACACUUGCAAGGAGCUGGGCCGAAAGGAGCGGGAGGUUCUCCAGAGGAUGGCCGAGAUCACCAAAGAGGGCUUCCUCCUCAAACAGCAACUCAUUGAGGAGGCCAAGGCUGGGCAGCAAGAGAGACAGAGGAAGCUUACUGAAAUGCAGAACAGUCGGAAGGAGAUGGAGGAGAAAGUGGAGGCCUUGAGAACUGUUAAAGAAACAGCCGAGGUGCCCGAGAAGGAAGCCAAAGAGCGCCACCUCAAGGCCUGGGAGGAACAAAAGGCAACAAGCCGCGCAGAGAAGGACAAAGCCAAAAUGACCGAGGCUUUUUUCGAGCUGGACGAUGAUGCAGAUGGCUUUGUGUCUCUCGCCGAGCUGCAGACUCAUGCAGAGCUCGAUUCGGAUGCUGAUGGCAGUUUUUCUGAGACUGAGGCCCAGGCCCUGUUUGGAGGGGCUGAACAAGUGGACACAGCAGCUUUUGAGAGGGUGUGGAGCAACAUUAAGGACAAGUAUGUCUCAGAGUCACAGCCUGUGGAACCAACACCCGUCACCACGCCCCCCGAAGAGAGCAAGGAGCCCCUCACUGACAAUGACUCUGAGCCAUACCCUGACGAUGAAGACAUCCUGGAGGAGGAGGAGGAGGAGGAGGAGGACGACGAAGACGAUUUUGCUGAGGAAGACCUCGAUAAGGCCACGCCUACCACGAGAUCUCCAGAGAAGAAGGAGGAAGAUGAAGAGGCCAUGUCCCCGUAUGAUUCUGAGACUCAUGCCCUGAUCGAUGCCGCUCAGAAAGCCAGGGAUGACUUUGAAGAGUCAGAGAGGGCUCUACGUGAAGUGGAGGAUCAGAUCAAGAACAUUGAGAAAGAGAUUUCCUUUGAUUUUGGCCCCAGUGCUGAGUACACAUACCUUUACAGCCAAUGCUAUGAACUCCCCACCAGCGAGUACAUCUAUAGACUCUGUCCCUUUAACCGUGUCUCCCAGAAACCUAAGUAUGGAGGCUCAGAGACCAACCUGGGUACUUGGGGAGCCUGGGCAGGGCCUGAGGAGAAUAAAUACCUUUUGAUGAAAUAUGAGCAUGGCACUGGAUGCUGGCAGGGUCCUAACAGGUCCACCACAGUGAAGCUGACCUGCGGAAAAGAAACAGCUGUGACAUCCACAUCAGAACCCAGUCGCUGUGAAUACCUGAUGGAGUUCACCACACCCGCUGUGUGCCAGGACCCACCCAAUGCUGACUCCUCCCUACCUGGCCAUGACGAGUUCUAGAGCCCCAACCGCUUUGUGCUCUGGUCGGUGUGGCCCAUACCUGUUCCUAUCAUCCACCUUGCUAUGCUCUGGUUCCUGUCCAGACUGAUCAGGACAAGGUUAUGUUUCAGUGAAGCUUAUGAUGGAUAAAGUGCUUCAUAUUUGUUUAACUGGUUUUGUUGUCCUUUUCAUACUGAUGCAGAACUCUGUCCACAUUCCAUUGUGAGUUUGCAAAUAAAGUUGAAUUUGUGUGAACCCCCAGA
Messenger RNA from Electrophorus electricus (electric eel), 1971 nucleotides. Lineage: Eukaryota; Metazoa; Chordata; Actinopteri; Gymnotiformes; Gymnotidae. The record is from RefSeq and is a predicted model, not a curated record.